AUGACUAACCUAUACAAACGCUUUCCUAACUGGGAGGUGCCCAGCUCUCAACCCUCAGCGGGACUGGGGGAGGGACGGGGGGGGGAGGAGGGGAGGGCAGCGCGAUUCCUACCCAGGGACAUAGACCCCAGCCUGUGUACCCAUCUCAUCUAUGCCUUUGCUGGCAUGGACAGUCACCAGCUUAGCUCUGUAGAGUGGAACAACAAACUUCUCUACCAGGAGCUGAAACAGCGUAAAGAAGAUGAACCCAAGCUGAAGACUCUGUUAGCUGUGGAGGGCUGGGACUUUGGUACCCAGAAGUUCAUAGAUAUGGUGGCCACAGCCAGCAACAGGCAGACCUUUGUCACCUCAGCAGAAGGUUUUGAUGGACUUGACCUUGACUGGGAGUACCCAGGAAGCAGGAGCCCCACAGUAGACAAAGAUAGAUUCACAGCCUUACAGCAAGGCUUGGCCACAGCUUUCCAGGAGGAAGCCCAGAGCUCAGGGAAGGAAUGACUCCUUCUGACUGCAGCAGUGCCCACUGGACAAGACCAUGUGGAUGCUGGCUAUGAGGUGGACAAGACUGCUCUACAGAUUGACCAGGCCCUCCUUCUCUAUCUGGAUGCCACUGUGCAGCUCUGGCUGCAGAAGGGGACACCUGCCAGCAAACUGGUCCUUGGGAUGCCCACCUACGGAGGCUCCUUCACCCUGGCCUCUUCAGCAGACAACAGAGUUGGGGCCCCAGCCACAGGGCCUGGUACUCCAGGUCCCUAUUCUAGGGAAGGAGGGAUACUGGCUUACUUUGAGGUCUGCUCCUGGAAGGGAGAACACAGAAUUAAGGAACAGAAGGUGUCCUAUGUCUUCCAAGACAGUCAAUAGGUGGGAUUUGAUGACAGGGAAAGCUUCGGAGCUAAGGUCAGCUAUAUGAAACAGAAGGGGCUGGGAGGGGCUAUGGUCUGGGCCUUGGACUUGGAUGAUUUCACUGGUUCCUUCUGCAAGCAGGGCCAGUACCCUCUCAUCCGGACCCUGCAGCAGGAGCUGAGUCUUCCAUACAUGCCUCCAAGAAGCCCUAAACAGGAAGCUCCUGGGCCACACCAGCCUCCUGAGCCAGAGCAGGGACCCAGCCCAGGGCUAGAUACCUUCUGCCAGGGCAGAGCUGAUGGGCUCUACCCCAACUCUGGAGACACCACUUACUACAGCUGUGCAUGGGGACAGCUGUUCCAGCAGAGCUGUCCCCCAGACCUGGUGUUUAGUGACUCUUGCAUGUGUUGUACCUGGAGCUGA
Microtus ochrogaster (prairie vole) is the source of this 1263-nucleotide messenger RNA. RefSeq names its product chitinase 1 (gene Chit1). Gene Ontology annotation, cellular component: extracellular region. Gene Ontology annotation, molecular function: chitin binding; chitinase activity. Gene Ontology annotation, biological process: carbohydrate metabolic process; chitin catabolic process. The record is from RefSeq and is a predicted model, not a curated record. Lineage: Eukaryota; Metazoa; Chordata; Mammalia; Rodentia; Cricetidae.